GCUGUUCCGUUGGUGCCACCACCUGUGUGUGUCACUGGGUGGGGUCUCUGAUCCUUGCUUCUUGGGCAAGUAAGGCCUCACCUAAGCUCUGGAUCUGAGCCUGGACAGAGGAGAGGGGACCCUGUGCCCACGCACUCCCCACAAGGUCACGGCCCCAGCAAGGAUAGAGGACGGGGUCCAUAUCUUCCUGGAGCCCAGCUGCACUUCAUCGGGGGCUGGUGGCCCCUCAGCCAGGCUGCUUACAAGACUGACCCUGCCCGGUGACCUUGCGGAGAUCCUGUUCCUCGCCACUGAGCGGGGUCGAUGCUGGCACUGGCCUGACUGCCUGUCCCUCGUGGAGGGACCUGGCCAGGCCGUGGCUGCGGUAGGGUUCUCUGCUGUCAUUGGAACGUGGCUGCAUUCUGAGGUCGCCACGGAGGCUGCCCCUGGAGUGGAGUGGUGGCCAGCCAUGCCCCACCAGGCCGUGCUGUCCCAGGGGCAGAAGCGGAGCGCAACCACUGGAAGAAAUGUUGGCGGCGUGUGGUGGGCACCGAGGAGCUGGGCCAGGACAGGCGGGAGACCCUGGAGGCCAGGAAGCAGAGGCAGCAGCGGAGGAGGGAGGAUCCUGCUGACCCGAGGGGUUGCCCCGGCCUCGAGCACCUAUCUGGACCGUCGCCCCCCCAGGACCUUCUGGCACGUCCAUCUGGGUCCUAGGAAGUUUCUGGUGUUAGCCUUUCUUGCUGAGAAAACCAGUCCUCCUUUUCCCUUGUUUGAGAUGAUCCAAGCUCCGUGGAGGCCGCAGAGUGCAGGAGGACAGCAGAGAGGCCCGGGAACUGGGAACAGCCAGGUACCCCAAAGCAAAUAUGCUGAACUGCUGGCCAUCAUCGAGGAGCUGGGGAAAGAGAUCAGACCCACCUAUGCGGGGAGCAAGAGCGCCAUGGAGAGACUAAAACGAGGCAUCAUUCACGCCAGAGGACUGGUCCGGGAGUGCUUGGCUGAGACGGAGCGGAAUGCCAGAUCCUAGCUGCCUGUUCGCGCGGAAGGUUUCCAGCUUCUUCCAGGAAGAGACGUCCUAGCUCAACUCCCACGUUCACACGAAACUCUCUGUUUUCAAAAUGGUAACAGUUUGAUUUCUCCUUCCCGCAUCCCUCCCAUGGUUCAUGAGGCUCCGAGACUGAGGAAUAUUUUGCAGUUGAUUAGGAUUUACGUUUUAAAUAGUUAGGAAUUACCCAAGUUUUUCUUUCUUUCCUUUUUUUUUUAAGCAUUGACUUAGAAGAUGCACGGAAACGAUACCUAUUUCACAGCAGAGACCCCAGUGUCUGCCUUCUAGCCCCCUUUCGGAGUUCCGUUUCGUUACCCAGAUUGUUCUUUGUUUCAUAAGCUAAUACAACAACUCCAGGGCUUAGUUUCUAGUGCGUACGUUUGCCACACGGUGUGGAUUCCGCUUCAUGUAACUUCCUUUGUGCUUAAGCAUUUGCCUGCAUGACUAUUAGUGCUUUGAGGUCAAAUUUAAAAAUGCGCAAGUUAUAAAUACAGAAGAAAGAGCAACCUACCAAACCUAAUGAGAAUCCCGGAAAAUAUUCCUACUAAGACUGUGUGUGUGGAUUUCAGUUCUGCCUUUCCCGUAAGCUGAUUCAGACAUCUGGAAGAAAAUGCUUAGACUUGUUUGCAUCUUUGUAUGUAUUUAUUACUUGAUGCAAUAAAGCUUAUUUUCAUUAACAAUUUG
Molecule: messenger RNA, 1705 nt
Organism: Suricata suricatta (meerkat)
Lineage: Eukaryota; Metazoa; Chordata; Mammalia; Carnivora; Herpestidae
Gene: CDK2AP1
Product: cyclin dependent kinase 2 associated protein 1
Exons: 4
Coding region: 449-1003 (184 amino acids)
Cellular component (GO): cytoplasm; nucleus
Source: RefSeq, a predicted model, not a curated record